Felis catus (domestic cat) is the source of this 8027-nucleotide messenger RNA. RefSeq names its product transmembrane and coiled-coil domain family 3 (gene TMCC3). Gene Ontology annotation, cellular component: endomembrane system. NCBI's taxonomy places the organism in Eukaryota, Metazoa, Chordata, Mammalia, Carnivora, Felidae. The coding region runs from base 2064 to 3404 and encodes 446 amino acids. The transcript has 4 exons. The record is from RefSeq and is a predicted model, not a curated record.
UGCCCUGUCUGUCUCUGUCUCAAAAGUAAAUAAACGUUAAGAAAAAAAAAUUUAAGAACAAAGACCUCAUUAGCAGGUUUCAUCAACGGUCUAAGGAAAUUUUUCCUAACAUUUUAGCAUGAAAAUUUUCAAGUGCACAUAAAAUACAAAGAUAGUAACAAUUGAACACUAGCUUAAUACACAGAUAAUCUAAAUCAGUACAGAACAGGUUUUCUUUUGCGUUUAGAAUGCUUCUGUUACCUGUUCUAUAAUAUGGAGAAGGCUCAGUCUGUUAACUUCUCUGUUAGAAAAAUUCUGUGUAUGACACCUCCUUUCACUGUGAGACCCCCUUUGACCUUCAUCGGGAAAUGCUGCAUCGUUUAUAUUUAAAGUCAGGGUUAUGGGUUGAAUUGUGUCCCCUCAAAAAGAUAUGUUGAAGUCUGUGAUAUUGUAAUUUAUAAUAACAAGUAGUUGACCCUUGAACAAUGAAGGGUUGGGGGCACUGACACCCCCAUUCACACAGUGGAAAAUCCGUGCGUAACUUUAAUUGCCCCCGCUCAAAAAAAAACUACAAGUACCCUACUGUUGAUGGGUUACCACUAACCUAAACAGUCGAUUAACACAUAUUUUGUAGAUUAUGUGUAUUAUAUACUGUAUUCUUAACAAUAAAGUAAGCUAGGGAAAAGAAAAAGUUACUAAGAAAAUCAUGAGGAGAAAAGACAUAUACAGUACUGUACUAUAAAAAAAACCCACCCGUAAGUGGACCUGGGUCCUUCCAACUCCUGUUGUUCAAGGGGCAAAGGUAUAUAUUUGGUCUUUGUUUCCAUUUCUGACAAAGCUCCUAAAACCUUGGGAAUUUCCUAAGUGAUUGUAAUGAUAAAAGUGAAAUGAGUGUCUUUUGUUAUUUAUAUAACAAGCCCCUUUCAACCGCACUGGAAUUUGUGUUAUUUAGGUUACUUUUGGGAAGCCCCUGAGGAUAGGGCUUGGGGGGGUGGCGGGUAGAAUAGAAUAGAAUAGAGACCUUGAUUUGAAGAUUAGAAUUUUCAGUCCCACCUUCCACUUCCUAGGAGAGGAGAGGGCCUGGGUUGAUGUAGUCGCCAAUGGCCGGUGGUUUAAUCUAUCAAUGCCUUCAUAAUGAAGCCUCCAUAAAACCCCAGAAGGUUGUGGUUCAGAGAGCUUCUGGGUUGAUGACCACGUGGAGAUUCAGGGACAGUGGCUCCCAGAGAGGGCAUGGAAGCUCUGCACACUUUCCGUGCACCUUUGCAUAUCUUCCAUUUGGCUAUUCCGGAGAUACAUCCUUUGAUCAUAAGCUGGUAGUCUAGUAAGUAAAUGUUUUCCUGAGUCUGUGAGCCACUCUAGCAAAUUAAUAGACUCCGGAGAGAGGGUCAUGGAAACUUCCAGUUUAUAGCCGGUGGGUCAGAAGCACAGGUAACAACCUGGACUAGGAUCGGUGACUGAAAUAGGGGCUGCAGACCCUUCAGCUAUGUGAUCUGAUGCUGUCUGUCGGUAGUGUCAGAACUGAGUUGAAUUAUAGGACACCCAGCGGGUGUUGGAGGAUUGUGUGGUGAGAGGAGACACAGGAGUGAGUUUGCCCUUUAGAAAAGCCCUAACUCCCAAUGCCUCAGAGUAUGACUUUGCUUGGAAAUAGGGUCUUUGCAGAAGUAGUGAAGUCCGAAUGAGGUCAUCAGGGUGGGCUGUAACCCAGUAGGACUGGUGUCCUUACAAAAAGAGGGGAUUUGGAGACAGGCAUGCAGAGAAGAAAGAUGAUGUGAAGACCCAGGGAAAGUACUUACAAUGUGAAGACUGACAGGAUUGGUGUGAUUUGUCUACAGGCCAAGGGAUGCCUGAUGAGGCUGCAAGAAGCUGGGAAAGCCUGGGAGAGACGCCUUAAUCCCAGCACCUUCAGAAGGAACAUGGCCUUGCUGGCACCUUGAUUUCAGGCUUCCAGAACGGAGAGAUAAUACGUUUCUGUUGUGUUAAGUAACCCAGUUUGUGGUACGGUCCCAGGAAACUGGAGUCAGCCAUCACGUUCCCUGUUGACUGAAGAAAUACUAAUACCUGGACCCAGUGUAGAGCGACAUGACAUGAACACCCUAAGCCUGCCCCUGAACAUUCGCCGAGGGGGGUCCGACACCAACCUCAACUUUGACGUACCGGAUGGCAUCCUGGACUUCCACAAGGUCAAACUCAGUGCGGACAGCCUGAAACAAAAAAUUCUGAAGGUGACAGAGCAGAUCAAAAUCGAGCAGACGUCCCGCGACGGCAAUGUUGCAGAGUAUCUGAAACUAGUCAACAGCGCAGACAAGCAGCAGGCGGGCCGCAUCAAGCAAGUCUUUGAGAAGAAGAAUCAGAAGUCCGCUCACUCCAUUGCCCAGCUCCAGAAGAAGUUAGAACAGUAUCAUAGAAAGCUCAGGGAGAUCGAGCAGAAUGGAGCCUCCAGAAGCGCAAAGGACAUUGCCAAAGACAACCUGAAGGACGUGCCGCACUCCCUGAAAGAUGCCCACGCGAAGUCUCGAACUGCUCCCCACGGCACGGAGUGCGGUAAAUCGGGCAUGCCGGGCGUGUCCCUCACCCCGCCCGUGUUCGUCUUCAAUAAGUCCAGGGAGUUUGCCAACCUGAUCCGGAAUAAGUUUGGCAGCGCCGAUAACAUCGCUCACUUAAAAAAUUCCCUGGAGGAAUUUAGGCCUGAAGGGAGUCCGCGGGCCUAUGGGGGCAGCGCCACCAUUGUGAACAAACCCAAGUACGGCAGCGAUGACGAGUGUUCGAGUGGCACGUCGGGCUCCGCCGACAGUAACGGGAACCAGUCCUUCGGGGCCAGCGGAGCCGGCACGCUGGACAGCCAGGGCAAGCUCACCAUGAUCCUGGAGGAGCUGAGGGAGAUCAAGGACACCCAGGCACAGCUGGCCGAGGACAUCGAGGCGCUGAAGGUGCAGUUUAAGAGAGAAUACGGUUUUAUUUCUCAGACGCUGCAAGAGGAAAGAUACAGGUACGAGCGACUGGAAGACCAGCUGCACGACCUGACGGAUCUGCAUCAGCACGAGACAGCCAACCUGAAGCAGGAGCUGGCCAGCAUCGAGGAGAAGGUGGCCUACCAGGCCUAUGAGCGCUCACGGGACAUCCAGGAAGCCUUGGAAUCCUGCCAGACUCGCAUUUCUAAGCUGGAGCUCCACCAGCAAGAGCAGCAAGUCCUGCAGACAGACACCGUGAAUGCCAAAGUGCUCCUGGGGAGGUGCAUAAACGUGAUCCUGGCCUUCAUGACUGUCAUCCUAGUGUGUGUGUCUACCAUUGCCAAGUUUGUCUCGCCCAUGAUGAAGAGCCGCUUCCACAUUCUCGGCACUUUCUUCGCCGUGACUCUUCUUGCGAUAUUUUGUAAAAACUGGGACCAUAUUCUGUGUGCCAUAGAAAGGAUCAUAAUACCCAGAUGAAGCCGCGGGUUCCUGUCUUCAGGUUCUUUCAGAUUUAUGUUUUAAAGAAAACUGUGCAUCCUACCAAAUUUUCAAAUGAACGGGGUUGUGCUGACUAGAGGUGACCAGGCCUGGGCUGUGCAUUGUAAAUAACUACAGUUCCCUCCACACGGUAGUACUUGCCGGCUCAGUCCCCAUCCUUAGCGAAUAUGAAUCUGUUUCAGAGCUCUCCCCACGUCGCUCACUGCCUUAAUCACACCAGAUCUUCUGCCCACCUGACUAGCCCAGCAUGGCCAGCCUCUGGUUAUUGAGCAUUUGACAUAAUUAAUGAUCCAGAAGAAAAGGGAUUUUAAGUCUCUGUCUCUCUCUUAAGUCUCUCUCACAGUCGAGCUUCACUGUUGCUUGUGGUUGCAUUUUUUCCCUGAGUCCUGUUAGCAGCAAGGAUGUAGCAGCACUUGGGGAGGGGAAGUACGCGCAUUGGCCACGGUGAACCCUCGUGGCCUUUGAAAGUACAGAAAAUCCUGUGUCAUCCAGUCCACUUGUCCAGAGGACCCUAGGCCCCACCUGUUCCCAGUGUCUAUAGCGGUCAGUCGUGCGUGACUCACAAGUAACACGGAAAUCUUACGACACGCCUGUUGAUCCAUCAGACGUCUAACUUAGAUGUUUUGUCUUGCACUUUAAAUGGUAAGAUGCGAAGAUUUAUGAGUGGGGCUUUCACCUUCUAACAUCCAGGGAGCCACACGUUGAUUUUAUCUGAAGUGGCCGUUGAAUGCCUUGCCUUCAAGCAUGUAGAAAUUCUUCCAAAUCCCACAUCAAGCCAUGGCUUGAACAUCAGGGUCCAGUAAGCACUACUCUGGAGGUUUGUAUUUCAGCACAUCUUAAUUGUGAUAGACCCCCUGUGAGGAUGUGAUUCACUCUAUUCCCUGGCUUGCGAGGGAUCGCAAAUCUCACUCCACAAAUGAAAACAAAUGAUGCUCGUGUCGUGGGGUUUUUGUUUUUCUUUACGACAACAGAAUUGUACUUUUAUAAAGCGAAAGUGCACUGAGGUAGGCGCUCUGGAAGCAGGAGGGAAAUAGGAUGUGUGGUCUAAUGGGGUGGCAGUCGGAUCAGGGGGAGCAGUCGACCUGGAUGGAGACUGAGAAGGUCCUCUUAUGACCCUGUGAGACCAGCCGGAAUCACAUAGAUUGAUCCAGUGUCCACGCGAAGGCUGUCUGUCAUCUCUCGGGAUCUUCCUGAGAUCCCAGGUAAUAGAGGGGCCAGGUAAUAGAGGGGCCGCACUUCUUCCCCUGAGGUGAAAGCAUUCAGAAGUUAACAUCCUCAACCUGUUUGAGGGAUUCUACUCACUACUUUCAGCCCAGAUGAUACUCCCCUUUAAGUCUCUUUCUCUCUGUACCUACUGAAAAUGAAGUUAGAAGAUUUUUUUUUUUUUUCAACGUGUAUUUAUUUUGGGGACAGAGAGAGACAGAGCAUGAACGGGGGAGGGGCAGAGAGAGAGGGAGACACAGAAUCGGAAACAGGCUCCAGGCUCUGAGCCAUCAUCAGCCCAGAGCCCAACGCGGGGCUCGAACUCCCAGACCGCGAGAUCGUGACCUGGCUGAAGUCGGACACUUAACCGACUGCGCCACCCAGGUGCCCCGAAGUUAGAAGAUUUUAAUGGAAACGGCUGUUCAGUCCUGCCUCCUGCCAUCCGCUCUGUUCUCUGAAGGCGUAAAGAUGUAUGUUAGUGUACAUUUUCUUCCAGAAAACAUCAAAUCGCCUGGAUUUAAAUUAAGUGCAAUAUUUUGCGAACAGCUGCUCUUGGGGAAAUCUCCUGAAAAAAAAAAAAUGUGACAGUGCGCCAUGGUUUGAGAGAGUGGAACAGUCGAGCAUUUGGUACAAGUCCAGCGUGUGUGAGACUUAGACAACUCAAGCUUUCUUCUUUUAACUUGACAGUUCAGUGGUUUUAGUAAAUUCACAAACUUCUUCAACUGUCCCCACUAUCUAAUUCUGGACUCAAGCUUCUUAGAAACAGUAACGAUCAUUUCAUGAAAUCUUUGGCUGUUAAGCAUCUUGGAUUCAGGGAGGACAGAGUCAGCAGCCCUACCCCCAUCUCAUGGCCGUGUCCCCUUCCACCAUCAGACUCGCCCUUGUUCUGCCAAGUUGGCUGUAAAUACACUGUGAUCCGUCAAACCCAGGGGACAGAAAAGAGUUCCAGAUCCAGGGAUGGGAGGGAGAAAGAACGGUGUGCUUUCUUUCGCUUCUGUAUUUUAAUGGCCAGCAUUCUCCUUCCCCUGUGGGCGUCAGUCUCCAUUCGGCUGAGGGCUGGAUGCAGCUUCCACCCCUGGGUCCUGGUGGGCGCCUCUCAAUUUCUGCGCAUCUUUCUGAGGCACUUUGCAAAUGCCAGAGGUUGCGGCGGAUGUAGAUACUGCUGUUACUUUUUAGAGAGAGGGAGAGAGAUUUCUAGCCCUUUGAGGUUAAGGGUUGCAGGGGAGGACCCAGGACGUGGGCCAGCUUCACUGGCCACCACGCUCCACUCGACAUUCGCUUUGGCGCUUCCCAGACCUGCAUCCGUGUGUCUCCUCUCCGCUGCAGAAGUAGGGGAGGAAGUGGAAAGCCACACACUCUGCCCCCUCCAGUCUGGAGCUGUUAACAGAAGCGGCUAGAAACUGGCUCUGCUCUGAAAUCUAGGGUCUAAAUCGUCCCAUUUGAUCAUGCCUUCUUUUGCACAGAAUCUGUACGUCCACCAGUUCUCACUAGACGUCAGAUAACUUUGUUUUCACUUGGGUAUGCUCAACCUACAUGGCAUGCUUAUUUUAGAGUCUUGUUGAAAGUUCAUGAAGCUUUUUAAUAAGUUGAUACACUCCAAGGAGACCUUUACCCUCUGUGGUUUACUGCUCUCUUAAGGAAUAAACCCUCCCAUUGUCUUUCCUUUCCCGCACAAGGGUAAGAUUAAGUAAAAUUUUAUACAUUAUUCAAUUAAAAAUAGUGAUCCAACUGGGAUAUAUCAUGGAAUUGGUUAUUUAAUUUACAUUUAAGUCCGCUAAUCCCUUUCCCCACCUUUCAUUCGUAGUAAAGAUGAAGCCCGUCAUGGGAUGGUCAGGCACCUGCUCUCUCAGCACACUGAGUGCUUUAAGAUACAGGGGCAUCUGGGUGGCUCAGUCGGUUAAGUGCCGACUUCAGUUCAGGUCAUGAUCUUGCAGUUCAUGAGUUCAAGCCCUGCAUUGGGCUCUGUGCUGACGUCUCUGCUUAGGAAUCCGUGUCUCCCUCUCUCUCUCUGCCCCUCCCCUAGUCGUGCUUGUUUUUCUUCUCUCUCUCUCAAUAAUAAACAUGAAAAUUAAAAAAAGAUACUGGAUAUUGCAUUCUAGCACAGGAUUUUUUUGUGACAUACUAUUUUCAUGAUCACCAAGAUAAUGAUAGUUCGCUAAGGGCAAAACAAAAAUCUAAAAAUCCUCUUAUGUGGGUAUUGGAAUCAGUUAUCCCAGUUUACAUUUUGAGUAUGAUCAAGCCAGAACAAAACAUUGAACUCCACCCCCCCCCCCAAUUCAAACCACAGCGAAGCAGUAAAUAAAAGUACUCCACUGCUGAUUUUGUACAGAGAGUAGGAUCAGCCCCCGGUUUCUAGCAUGUGGUUUUGCUUACGUGAUGAGUAUGAACUGUUGACAGACUGAGAUCUCCGCUUCCAUUACGGCCCAAACGCAGUUAUCCCUCUCCAUCAAUUAGCAUCCGUGGGAAUUAGCCCUUCUACUUUGUCACUCUUGUUUUUAUUGGAAUAUUGCCCUGCUAGGUAUGUUUACUGCCCUGCCUUUUCUCCAGCAUAUCAGGUUUAAUUAUGGGAUCAAUAACUGUGAUGGGAAUUGGAGUCCCUCAAGCAACUAAUUAUUAUUGUCCUUUUGGAUUGAAGUUGAAAUACCAAAUUGUUUUGCAUCAAAUAGGAACAUCUUUUUAUGGAAUCUAAGUAUGAUUGUAUUGGUUUGGAAAAGCAUUUCGGUAUGCUUAUUAAAAUGAGCAUGUGUGAUUAAACAACCUCUACUGCAUAUUUCUAUAAUUUUGAGGAGUGAGCCAGGAGUAGGGUGAAAUGGCAUUUAAGAUUCAGGGCUUUAGCUGGAGAGAAAUGUUUCAAGAAGUUUAACACACGUGCUAAGGAAGGAGUUGGUCUAAAAGGAUAAAUCACUGAAAAGAAUAAUAUUGGCCAUUUACAUCAAAAAUGGUUAGGAAGCUAAAAGAAGGUACAGUGAACAAGAGUUUGGUCACCCAGAAGAUAAAAAGCAGAACUAACCUAUAAUUUUCUAAAGUCAGUACAAUUCUCUGUUUAUAAGAAGCUGGAAAGUAAUGUACCUUGAUUGUUUUAGGAGUAAUUGAUGUGUUGCAAUUUUAAUUUAUUUAAAACAUGUCUCCUGUGUUUGUCCUAAGAGAAAUGUUUCAACAAAACGUGCUCUGUGUUUAUGUUUAGGCCGUAGUUAGCAGUUCUGAAAAUGGAAACUAGAAUGUUUAUUGUGAGGUCUUUUCUAGAAUUUCCAUUUGGUGAGAUACCAUAUAGUUUCAUGUCAGCCUAAAAUUGUAAAUUCUGCGUAGACUGUCAACCCUAUUCAAAGCAGGUGCCAUUAUUUUUUUAAAUAAACACUUGAUGUUAGCUUUGAUGUUAAAUAAAGAGUUAGAUUUCUUACA